CUGGCAAACAAAAAGGGCGCGAAAGCGGGGAAGACGGCAGAAGGACGGAGAGGAGGGUUGAGGAACGGGAAGGCGGAUGCCGCCGCGAGCGAGCAUCUAGUGCUGGAACCUGGCUCGCUGGUGGCCCUGCUCGUGCUCGAGCCCGCCAAAAAAAAAUGCUGGGCGGCGCCACGUACGAACAUCUGGCGCCGAAAGCAGCCGCAGAGGGGCUCGCCGGCGCCCUUGCCCAUGUCAGAAGCGGCCCAAAAAGUGUCCCGGAUCGCAGCUUGGAGAGCUGCAAAGGCCUUUCGAUUAGAAGCCGCUACGCCAGCUCCUGUCCAAGGCUCCCGGGCACCGCUUGGCUGUGCAGGGGGGGGGGCUCGGCCCUCCGUGCUCGAGUCGCAGGGCCGCAUCAGCACGGGACGUGCCCGACCUCGCCCGGGUCUGAUCGGCCCGUGGCAGGCUGCGCCGCGCCGUGCCGGCCACCCCUCGCGCCACGACCACGCCCGUGCUGCCCACCUCCUCGCUGCUCCUCCCCUCGAGGGGCAGCGGAAGGUGGGGACGGUGCCCCGCGGCGCGCCGUGCACGAAGAGAGACAGGCGUCCCGCGCUGCACAUGACUGCAUAG
Molecule: messenger RNA, 606 nt
Organism: Prorocentrum cordatum
Lineage: Eukaryota; Dinophyceae; Prorocentrales; Prorocentraceae
Source: the annotation of a GenBank genome assembly